AUGUUCUCUCGCGUCGCCGUCUUCGCCACCCUGGCCCUCCCCCUUCUUGCGGUCGCCACGCCCGUUGAGCUCGAGGCUCGCCAGACCUGCAGCACCGGCGCCAUCCAGUGCUGCAACAGCGUCCAGAGCUCCAGCUCCGUGUCGGGCAACUUCCUCCUUGGCCUCCUCGGCAUCGUCCUCGGGGACGUGACCGGUCUCAUCGGGCUCGACUGCUCGCCCCUCACCGUCGUCGGCGUCGGCUCCGGCAACGCGUGCUCCGCUAACGCCGUCUGCUGCACCAACAACAACGUUGGCGGGCUGAUCUCCAUCGGCUGCCUCCCGGUCAUACUCUAA
Molecule: messenger RNA, 333 nt
Organism: Trametes versicolor FP-101664 SS1
Lineage: Eukaryota; Fungi; Basidiomycota; Agaricomycetes; Polyporales; Polyporaceae
Product: fungal hydrophobin
Exons: 3
Coding region: 1-333 (110 amino acids)
Cellular component (GO): fungal-type cell wall
Molecular function (GO): structural constituent of cell wall
Source: RefSeq, a predicted model, not a curated record